UAGAACCUAGCAUCAUCAUCGUUUCUAACCAAAAUAAAGUUAUAGACUUGCUUAUAAGUUAUAAUUCCAAAUCUUCAGAUAUCUUGUUGACGUUGGGUGCAAAAUUCAUAUAUAUUAUAUCUUUUAAAAAAAUAAAAAAUAAAGGAUACAACAUGUACUUGACGUGAGGUGCAAGUGUAUAGCAAGUCAGUCAACUUCACAUUCAUUUUAUAAAGAAGGAAGAAUAUAAAUAAAUGGCAUUAAGGUCUUAUCAGAUCGUCUCCUCUACCCCUUUCAUCCUCAAAUGGAUCCUAUUACUGUGGCAGUCCUGGAUUCAGAAAAUAAUCAAUUACCAUUGAAGCUGGAAAUGGAAGAAAGCAGUGGCUGCGUACAUGAGAAAGAGGUUGAGCCCAGCUUGAAAGCCAAGGUUAAAUUUGAAAAGGCAGAAAAGUUGAUUCAGAAACUUAACCAAAUGAAAUUUCAAAUUCUUUUAGACUUAGAAAAGAGAAAGGCUGAUCGAGACUAUUUUAAGACAUUGUUACAGACUCAACCAUAUUGGGGUAGAGUGUUCGGUCCUGUAUACAAGAAAAAGGAACAACUCAAAUAUUUGAAAGAAUCUCUAGAUGUGCUCCAGGAGUCAACUGCAGAAGGGAAUUAUCGAAUGAUUCAGAAACUGUGUCAUCAGUUGCAAUAUGGGAAAAAGAAUUUUGCAGAAGAGAGGAGGAUCUUAAGAGAAAUUAAUCAUGCUGAAGAAGAAAGAGUAAAAAUUUCUUCUGAUGCAGAUAAAAAACGAAGACAACAGUCUCACUGGGCGUUAGGAGAAAUCCCCGACACAAAAGGAGGAAUAAAAGAUCAAAUCAAUAUCAUGCUUAGUGAACUCCAAGAUUUGAAGAAGAAACAGAUGCCAUUCAUUCUUUACGAGAAUAAACUUAGAAAAGAUAAAGCAGCGGCUGAAAAGGAUAUUUGUUUCCUCAAAAGAUAAUUGGAAGAUAUCGGCAAGAAGAAACAUAAACUCUAUUGUACUGUUCAAUACUAUCCAAUACCUCCUACCAAAUAUGUGAAUUAGAAGUAAAAAUAGGAUAAUGAAAAGACAAUUGCAAAGCCUACUGGCAGUAAGCAGAACAUGGCUGAGCAGCGCAACUAUCUGUUUCUCGGACAUAUAUUUCUUCUUCAAUUCAUUUAUAACAGGAAAAUAUUUGUGGACCUAUUCCUUUCUUGAUGAAAUUAUAAUAUUUUAUUGUUCAUUUUUCAUUUGACAUUUCUACAAGGUACUGUGGUUCAUCUACUGGUUCCAUCUAAUUAAUGUUGGCAUCAUUUGAUGCAGCCCACACGUGGAAAUUACUUUAUGAAAAUUUUAGGUUUUUCCUUUGAUUAAAAUUUUGCUUAUUUUAGCCUUUUAAUUAAUAUAGUAGAUUAGGAUUUUUAUUAUUGUGUUUUUGAAAUUUCCUUAUAUAAUAGGAUUACUUAGGUCUUUCGAAAAAUGAGAUUAGUAGAAUGAAAAGUUUAGGGCCCGUUCUCUUUACCGUUUUCGGGCCGUUUUCUGUUUUCGAUUUUUGAAAACGAUGAAAACGCAUUCUCUUUCCCGUUUUUGAAAAUGCGUUUUGAAAAACAAAAAAAAUUGUGAAGAAAACAGAAAAUGAAAAAAAGGUCGUUUUGGCUAUUUUCAGGCAAAACAUGGGUAAAUUUGAAAACGCUGAAAACACGCCCAAAUGAAAAACACCUUCCUCUUUCUCUCCCGAAAGAGACAUUCCACACCCAUUCUCUAGGGUUUGCUCUUCCUUCCCGAAUUCUCUAUGGUUUGCUUCGUUCCCGAGAGCUGCCACAAGCUUCUCGACGUCGUCAGCGGAGUAGAGGGCUGAAUCAAGUGCGAUUUCGAAGAUUCCUUGUCUCCGAUUUUCUGCUCCAUACCAUCGUCAAAUCUAGGUAGAGGUGAUUAUAGAAAUGGUGGCGACCAAGACAGGCAUCCAAGUGGAGCACCCAGACAUGGACGUGGGCACGGCCAAGGUGGCAGAGGAAACGACAGGCAAGAUUCAGACCGUGGCUCACAAAAGUGGGGUUCUAAGGAUGGUGAUGAUGCUGGUGGAUUUAAUCUUUGAAUUGCUGGUGGCUGAGCUAAUUAAUUUUGUAAUUCCAUUGUCAUUAGACUUGGCAUAAUUCCCCAUUGCUUUGUAUGCAACACCUAGUCCAUUAAUUAUGUCAAUGUAGCAUGGUAGUUUUGUUGGUCAGAAUGUUUAUAUGAUUACCUUUACAAGAAAAUAUAAUUGCCUUUUGAAUUGAAUGGAUGAUUUUGAUU
Olea europaea var. sylvestris is the source of this 2272-nucleotide messenger RNA. RefSeq lists its product as uncharacterized. The transcript has 6 exons. The record is from RefSeq and is a predicted model, not a curated record. The coding region runs from base 284 to 961 and encodes 225 amino acids. Lineage: Eukaryota; Viridiplantae; Streptophyta; Magnoliopsida; Lamiales; Oleaceae.